Messenger RNA from Glossina fuscipes, 678 nucleotides. RefSeq lists its product as uncharacterized. The record is from RefSeq and is a predicted model, not a curated record. The transcript is spliced from 3 exons. Lineage: Eukaryota; Metazoa; Arthropoda; Insecta; Diptera; Glossinidae. The coding region runs from base 131 to 655 and encodes 174 amino acids.
CUCUGGCAAUUCUUAAAAAAGAAUAAGUGAGAAUAAAACCCCAACACAUCAAGACCUAGCAGCUCAGUAUGAUCGUUUUAAGGAUUUUGGCGAAAAUGCACGAAAAACUUACGAACAAUUAUACCGCGAAAUGGUGUUUUCUUUAAAUGCUGCACAUCUGCAGCCAUUUAACAGAGCCCUCUUAAAGAGUGAUGAUCUUCAAAUAAAAAACAUGGAAACUGUAAUUGGACAUAUGCGUCAGAAGCUGUUAGAGAAACUCUUAAAAAAGUGGAAUGAUUUCUGGUUGGGCAGCGGUGUUUCGGAAAGUUUAAUAUCUUUGGAGAUGUACAAAGAAAAAUUUAAAGAAUACGAAGGGAAGGAUUGGAAAAUGUGGAAUAAAUCUCCCAAAGAGCUCACACGACCGAUACGCAUGCAUUUAAAUGGCAAUCGGAUACGUUACUUACAACUUCAGUUGGAUUAUCAAAGGGAACAAUUGGAUCAAGUAUUGCAAGAGAAUGUUGAGCAUCGUAAAAAAUUACAAGAGAUCGCACUGCAGCGUACACAACUUCUGAAAAUUAUGGAGGAAUAUGAAAAAAAAUUUGAAUUGGAUAAACCGGAAAUUUUGCGGUUACAUCUCGAUUUAUUGGAUUUCGGCAACGAAAGUGCGGCAACCUAAAUCGCGAAGAAAUAAAAAUAAUU